UAUGAUAUUGUAUAAACCAAGAUGUCUGCGCCCUUUGAAUGAAAAACAUGCCACUUGUCCGCUACUGUGAACACGGUUAAAACACAUAUUGUUCCAAAUAGGAAGACGUUCACGUUUGUCAUGGAAAGUAAUUAGAUAGACAAUUAUUUCAGUAUUUGCAGCAUUAUUUCACAUGACUAUUUGAGUGAAAAAUGUCUAGGAAUAAAAAGUGUGUGUUCACAACAGCCCUGGAUUUCUGUCCCGACUGUGGAUCUGUGUUACCCUUACCGACGUAUGAACAGUUCCUCGCCUGUAAAUCCUGUUCGUUCAAAAUUGAUGUAAAUGAAUUCGAUGCUGUGAAAACCUAUUCACGGAUUGUGUUCAACACACCAGACAAAGCAGCUUUAAAGGCUCAGGAGGAGACUGGAGAACUUACAGGACCCACAGUUGACAGAAAAUGUCCAAAAUGUGAGCAUGAAGGAAUGGUGUAUACUACCAGACAAACACGGUCAGCUGAUGAAGGGCAGACCGUCUUCUUCUCUUGUCCAAACUGUAGAUUCCAGGAGAUUGAAUAUUCCUGACAUCAUUGGAUUGCAGUGUUCCUAUUACUGGUGGCAGUAUCUACUACUGAUGACCAGGAACUUAUACCCAGAAUUGUCCGACUGAAGUUCACACAAGGAACUGUAUAAAGAAAUAGUUCUAUGGGACCUAGCUCCAAGUGACUGGAACAGAUUACAGUAAAAGAUGUUUCCAGCUCUGCCUUUGCAACAAUACAGAAGGUGUGAGACCUACCUUGCAUCAAAGGGCCAUACAGAAAUAAAUGACAAUGAAAACAUUUUAAAUACACAUGGCAUAGCAGUUUGCAAUUAUUCUUUGAUAGAUACAAAAUUGUACAAUUUAUUUUUCAACAUCUCCAAUAACAAAACUUCUCCUUUGUACAUUUUUUGGGUACCAGUAUUAAAUUAAAAAUGUAUUAAUUCAUAUGUUUUCUUCUUUCAUCAUAAAUAAUGCAUAAUCAAAGCAUUUCCACUAGUACUAACAGAACUGUUUGAACAAAUAAACAUUGAAAUCUGUGCCAUGGCAAUAUAUUUUGUGGACGUUGUUGGUGAAUGAAUCACAAAAGAGUUGCGUUUGAAAAAAAAUAAACAUAUGACCUGUA
Molecule: messenger RNA, 1138 nt
Organism: Mizuhopecten yessoensis (Yesso scallop)
Lineage: Eukaryota; Metazoa; Mollusca; Bivalvia; Pectinida; Pectinidae
Product: DNA-directed RNA polymerase I subunit RPA12-like
Exons: 4
Coding region: 192-560 (122 amino acids)
Biological process (GO): termination of RNA polymerase I transcription; DNA-templated transcription
Cellular component (GO): RNA polymerase I complex
Molecular function (GO): nucleic acid binding; zinc ion binding; DNA-directed RNA polymerase activity
Source: RefSeq, a predicted model, not a curated record